GGCAAAGAAAUGGGUCCGGAGAGAAGAAGGACUGUUGAGCAGAUAGUGAAGACGAUUUAUUGCCUGGCAAGACAUUGAUUGUGAUCUGAAGUUCUGAACUGCACUCAUUCUCACCAGAACAGUUACAAGGACAAGAAAGACAGAUAAGACAGGUUACGAUUGCAGCUGAAAGAGUUGACACAAUAGCACAAGAGCUAGAAUAAGAAAAAACAGCAGAAUACAGCAGCACAGUACACAAUGUCUUCAGUUUACACAUCGAUUGUCACGUUUGCAUUGUUAACCGUUGGAGGUUACAUGUUAUUCAAUGAAUCCGGAGAAGCGUUCAAUGUUGGAGCGUUCCUUGAGUCCGUGUCACCAUACAUGUGGGCCAAUCUUGGUAUUGUCUCGUGUAUCGGGUUUUCGGUUGUCGGUGCCGCGUGGGGUAUCUUCAUUACCGGAUCAUCCGUCAUCGGUGCCGGUGUGAAGGCACCACGUAUCACCACGAAGAACCUCAUCAGUAUCAUUUUCUGCGAGGUUGUUGCGAUCUACGGGCUUAUCAUGGCCAUUGUUUUCUCAUCGAAGCUCGUGGCUGUUGACAACAUCUUGACCGUCGAGAACUUAUAUACCGGAUAUUCCUUAUUCUGGGCCGGUCUCACAGUGGGACUAAGCAACCUCAUAUGUGGUGUUGCCGUUGGUAUCACCGGCUCGACCGCCGCCAUUUCGGACGCUGCAGACUCCUCGUUGUUUGUGAAGAUCUUGGUCAUUGAGAUUUUCGGUAGUAUUUUAGGUUUGUUUGGUUUGAUUGUCGGUCUUUUGAUGGCCGCCAGAGCUGGAGAGUUCAGCUGAUUCUACAAAAAGGAGAGGAAACACUAAAGAAAAGCUGAAGGAUACAAGCCCAGGCAAACACUCACUAUAUAUAAAAGUGGUUUUUCACCGCGUAUACCGUCCUGCCGUCGGUCUCGAUAUCCGUGCCACCGUCAUCUGUGUAAUACAACAAUAAGUAAAUAAAAUCCUAGUUUUCAUAAUUGAAGAAA
Pichia membranifaciens NRRL Y-2026 is the source of this 1013-nucleotide messenger RNA. RefSeq lists its product as hypothetical. Bases 238 to 825 code for a protein of 195 amino acids. Lineage: Eukaryota; Fungi; Ascomycota; Pichiomycetes; Pichiales; Pichiaceae. The transcript is spliced from 2 exons. Gene Ontology annotation, molecular function: proton-transporting ATPase activity, rotational mechanism. The record is from RefSeq and is a predicted model, not a curated record. Gene Ontology annotation, biological process: proton transmembrane transport. Gene Ontology annotation, cellular component: proton-transporting V-type ATPase, V0 domain.